AUGGACGCCGACCCAGCGUCGCCCGGCACACCGCACGCCCCCAACCAUGACUCCAUGGUGACCGUCUCACUAUCCGACAUCCAGUCCAAUUCAGAGCAUACCCAACCAGAGUGGCGCUCCCUGGAUAUCCCUCCCACCCCAAUUGAAGCAACCAACCUUGAAUCCGAGCCCCAGCAGACUGCCGAUGAACCCAUCAGUCCGGUGCCACUCCAAGACGCUGCGAAAACCACCCCCACCCCCGUGGAUGACUCUCCAACUGCUGGAGAAGAGCCAGCAGGUGACGUAAUGGACCAUGAGGUGGAUUGGGAGAACCUAGAGAAAACAGAGGAGCAAGAGCCCCGUGGGGAAGGUUCAGAUGAGUCCACAGCCCUGCUUCUGGCUCGCCUGGAACAGGAGAACAAUGCCUUGGCAACGAACCCGAAAUCCGGCCUAUCCAAUGUCCCCCGAGGCCAGAGGCACCAGCGGCAGUCCCGCUCGGAGUCGUUGCAUCAGAUCAAACGGCUGAUCAACGACCCGGCGCGGGCAGAGCUGCGCUAUUCGCAGUUGCCGCCUCCCCCGAUGACUGAACUCGAGUUCUGGGCUGCCCUGGUGGCGGAUUACCCCCAGACGGCUCAGCGACUGCCGACAUUGACAUCCAACAAGAUCCAGGGUGGUGUGCCACCGCCCCUUCGAGGUGUGGUAUGGCCGAGUUUAGCGGGCGCGCGCGAUACCACACUCCUCGACGAGUUCCAACGGCUUUCGGGCGAAAGCAGCCCGUAUGAUGGGUUGAUCGGGAAGGACAUUGGUCGAAGCUUUCCCAAUGUGGAAAUGUUUCGUGACCCCAACGGUGAGGGUCAACAGAUGCUGGCCCGAGUGUUGAGAUGUUUCAGUCUUUACGACACCAAGAUUGGCUACUGUCAGGGACUGGGCUUUGUCGUCGGCCCUCUGCUCAUGCACAUGACGGAUGCCGAGGCUUUCUGUGUGCUAGUUCGACUGAUGGACCACUAUAACCUUCGAACCUGCUACCUGCCCGACCUUUCGGGUCUUCAUCUUCAUGUCUACCAGUUCCAAAAUCUCCUGGCGCGACACCGACCGGCCCUCUUUGAGCACCUGGAGUCACUGAAUGUCGAGCCGGUCUACGUGUCGCAGUGGUUCUUGUCGUUCUUUGCAGUGGCUUGUCCGCUACCCAUGUUGCUGCGAAUUUACGACGUCAUCUUUCUGGAAGGUGCAUGCGAAACUUUGAUGCGAGUCGCGCUCUCUCUGAUGCAGCGCAAUGAGAAGAGGAUCAUGGCCUGCACUGAAUUCGAAGAUGUGAUGCAACUGUUGCUUUCGCGGAGUUUAUGGGACACAUACGCGUUUAAUGCAGAUGAUCUCGUGAAUGACUUUGUGUCAUUGACGUCUCUUGUGACAAAAGAUAGUCUUCAAGCUUUGGAGGCCAGCUACAACCAAUCCCAAGGCAUCACUUUGGGAAUUUCCUUCCCUCAGAUGCAGGCUGCAGCUUCUCGUUUCCUUGGACGCUUGUGGGCCGGCUCUUCUAACUCUCACAAUUCGGUCAAAUCUCUGAACCCGAACCCCAGCCCGUCGCGUCCCGCUAGCACAAUCCGACGCUCUCCAUCUAAACAGAGCAUGACCUCCACCUUGAACUCGAUUGAAACCACGUCUGACGCGAGUACUGCACCCACCGAGGUGUCAUCCGCUACUGCGAGUGCCGAAGGUCAGAAGCCACGAGUCAAAUCCACCAUGUCGACCCACCACAAGGAUCGCGACCUCCACACACAGAUCGAGGAUUUGUUGAUGGCUUUGAGCGACCUCCAACGCCAACACGCCGACCUUACCCACGAAUUACAACAGGAGCGCGAGGAGCGCGAGGAAGAUCACGCCUUGGCAAAGGAGAUGUUGAAUCAUCUUGAGGAGAUGCCCGCUGAAGCACAUCCAGCCGAACUGGUCGCCAAGGCUAAAGCACGAUUCGACACCGCUGAGCCCAAGCGCACGUCCAUCAUCCAAACCAAGCAUCAGCUGAAUGAUGAUCUGACACGAUGGAAGGGGAUGCACGGAGUGGAAGCCAGUCGCUGCUUGGAUCUUACGCGUCGCAUCGAUGAUUUCGAGCAGGAAAACUCUUCUCUCAAGGAGCAGUUGCGUGAGGCCCGUGGUCGGAUCCAGGAUGGGUAUCGCGAUCGACAGCGAUUGGAGCGCGUCAACAAGGAGCUCCGGACCCUUAAGACAUCGGUGCCGGAAUCGCCAACCCUGCCGGAGGCAUCCUCCACGAGCCCCACGGGCGAAGUGUCCUCUCCUACUGGGCUGCGCCAGCUCAGGCUUGUCCGCUCGAACUCUCAGAAAAGCCCAACGUUCAGCAAACGGUCGAGUAGCUUGGGGCUCCAGAACGUGUUAUCCACGGAGAACAACAAGCCUGCGCCCGAGGAGGCGCUGCUGUUGGAGCUCGUGAAUGCGAAGACGGAGGAGGCGGUUGCCAAGCAAGAGUUAGAGGAGGUCAAGGCCAAGCUUGAUUCACUGCGAAAGAUGAUCAGUUCGCCUAAUCCCCAGGCCGCGGCCGCCAACCUGGAGAACCGCAAUUCCUUCCUCGGCCGGUCCCCCUCGCGCGCCAGCAUUACCAAGGCUCCCACAGAACCGGUCAAGCCUGCAGCCUCGUCUUCCGGCAGCGCUGCGGUCGGAGGGGGAGGGUUUUUCAGUGGAUGGGGUCGCCGAGCGGCCCCGACGAGUAACGAGUCCCCGCCGUGA
This is a messenger RNA of Penicillium alfredii, 2715 nucleotides long. RefSeq names its product putative GTPase activating protein (Evi5). The transcript is spliced from 4 exons. Lineage: Eukaryota; Fungi; Ascomycota; Eurotiomycetes; Eurotiales; Aspergillaceae. The coding region runs from base 1 to 2715 and encodes 904 amino acids. The record is from RefSeq and is a predicted model, not a curated record.